This is a messenger RNA of Linderina pennispora, 958 nucleotides long. RefSeq lists its product as uncharacterized. The coding region runs from base 206 to 697 and encodes 163 amino acids. The transcript has a single exon. Lineage: Eukaryota; Fungi; Kickxellomycota; Kickxellomycetes; Kickxellales; Kickxellaceae. The record is from RefSeq and is a predicted model, not a curated record.
GGCUCGCGCCCUGAUGUGCUGUGUGUGGCCGGACAUGCCCGCAGCAACUAUAGCACCAAUAUUGGUCACGAACUUGGAUUUUUUGGAUCCUCCGUCGCCGUCGGUGGUGCCAUCCGUAAAGACACGCUCGAUGAAUACUGUGCGGUAAAGGUACUUGCCCAGAGCCAGGUGCCAGGUGCGGCAGACGGUGGCCAGCUCGGCAACAAUGCGGUACUCGCCGAGGUUAAACCGUCUGUAUGCAAUGUCGCCAUACACGAUGCUCAGAGCCUGCCUUAGGACAUCUCCCCCAGCGAGCUGGCUGAGCUCAAGCUGCGAAUUCGACAUGGAAUGCGAGGUCGUAGAAAGCAAAAAUAAAAACAGCAGACUGGUGAGCGUUGCGAAAGUGGAGAAAAGAAAGUGCGCCAAUUGCUUGGCAGACGCUCUUCACGCACGCCAAGCACCUGGGCUCAGCAGCAGCUCCGGUGGCGGCCUAAUCGACAGAUCCUCCCGCUCCAAGGCUGUGAUUGACUCCUUGUUGUGUUCAUGUAUGUAUCUGGUGUGUAUGUGUGUGUUGCGAGAUAUACGAGGAGCUUCGGCUCGGAAGGCAAAUUGGAAUUUGCGGCCCGGUUCCUUUAUAUGUCCCCGCAUCUGCGAUAUACGAAACACGGACCGCCGCUCAGAAGCGAGCGGCCCUCUAGCGAUUGCAGCGCUCAAGUGACGACUUACAACCGUGGCAGAAUCGAUGCUUUUUUUGAUCGAUUUUUUCUCCACUUUCUCCGCUACAGCGCUGGAAAUUUAGCCGCAGCCGCAUGGGGCGGCUGCCCAGCAGUGAUAGUGGGAGCGCACGUGAUCUGACUGCUUUUACUGAACGCGCUGUUCGGCGGCACAUAAAAUGCGCCGACGGCAGUGAGCUCUUGAGGCAAACGGCUGCCUUUGCCUUCCUCAUCUACCAACCUGCACCUGUAUAAUGGCGCCAGUU